Alternaria atra is the source of this 2157-nucleotide messenger RNA. RefSeq lists its product as uncharacterized. Gene Ontology annotation, biological process: mRNA splicing, via spliceosome. The coding region runs from base 1 to 2157 and encodes 718 amino acids. Gene Ontology annotation, cellular component: post-mRNA release spliceosomal complex. The record is from RefSeq and is a predicted model, not a curated record. NCBI's taxonomy places the organism in Eukaryota, Fungi, Ascomycota, Dothideomycetes, Pleosporales, Pleosporaceae. The transcript has a single exon.
AUGGGCCUGGAAGAUUUUGAGAAGGAGCUCGCGCAGAGCAAAAAGAAGGACGAGAAGAAGAAGCGUGAUCGAAGCAGAAGUCGCGACAGACAUCACCGCAAGCACCGUUCCUCGCGCCAUCACGACGGCGACGACGACCGAGACGAGCGCCACCGCCACAAACGAUCGCGACACCAUCGAGAGACGUCGGAAGAGCGUGCGCGGAGAAAAAGGCGAGAAAGAGAUGACAAAGAUGAUCAGUCACGACGAAAGCGCAAGGAAUCUGCAUCGAGUGACGAGGAGGACCGCUUGACGCGAAAGCGCAAGUCGCGACACUACGAGGAAGAUGAGUCUUCUGGAGAUGAGAUACCCCAAGAGAAGGACUAUGCGCCGCCAGGUGACGAGAUCCUAGAUCAGCAGCUCGAAGACGCGGCGAGUGCAGAUCUGCAACGCGACGACUGGAUGAAAGCGCCUUCAUCCAUGGACGUCGACUAUGUGCAGCGGAAGAAGAGAGAGGAGAAGGCGACAUACGUCAAAGCGUCGGAUGAAGGUCAACCCGCGCUCAAGAUGCAUCACGCGGAACUGAACCGUGGUUUGGCGGAUCCCAAGGUCCAAGAGACUGUUACUGAAGAGCCUGCGCAAAGACAAGUCAGCUAUACAUUUGGCGACUCGGGCGCGCAAUGGCGUAUGACGAAGCUGAAGGGCAUCUACCGGAACGCCGAGGAGUCAGGGCGAAGUGUGGAAGAAGUAGCAAUGGAGAAGUACGGUGAUCUACGAGAUUUUGAUGAGGCGCGCGAAGAAGAGAUUGAGUUGGACCGCAGAAAGAUGUACGGCAAAGACUACGUCGGCAAAGAGAAACCAUCUGGCGAACUCUUCGAAGAACGGAGACUCAAGGCAGGCAUUCAUAGGCCAUCUCAUGAGUCGCACGAACCUUCGGAACUACCACAAGGCGAAAUAGUACAAGAUCCUCGACCGACAACGAACACUGUUAUGCUCAGUCAGACUGAGCUCAACAGGCUAAAAGCCCAGAUGAUGAAAGCAAAGAUGAAAAAGGCACCCGAAGCAGCCCAGCUGGAAGCUGAAUACAACGCCGCCCUGGCCAACACUUCAACUUCCAAAGAACGCGAUGUCGUUGUUCUGAACGCAAUGGACAACCGCAUGUUAGCCGGCGGGCGUCAAGGAGAAGUUAUAGCCCUAACCAACAAACGAGGCACAGAGCGCGGUCUCGUCAAAGAGAACGAAGACAUGUCCAUCGACGACAUGGUCCGACAAGAACGCCGAACCAAAAACCAGGCAGGCGGCGAGGGCGCCAUCCUAGCCGAAAAGAUAGCAAAAGACUCAAAGUUUGACAACGACCUCGACUACAUUGACGACAACGCUACCAAACUUGCCGCUCGCGCCCCCAAAUCCUCAAUCAACCUCCGCAACGCCGCAAUCCAAGACUACACUAAGAUGAACCGCAUCCUCGAUUCCUGCCCACUAUGCCACCACGAAGACAAAUCACCACCACAACCCCCCGUCGCUCCCAUUAUCAGCUUAGCAACACGCGUCUUCCUGACCCUCCCCACCGAACCUGAAAUCAGCUCCGGCGGCGCCGUCAUAGUCCCCAUCCAGCAUCGCACCAACCUGCUCGAAUGCGACGACGACGAGUGGGAAGAAAUGCGCAACUUCAUGAAGUGUCUAACGCGAAUGUACCACGAACAAGGUCGUGACGUUGUCUUCUACGAAAACGCCGCUUUUCCUGGUAGAAAGGGUCAUGCGGCUCUCAAUGCUGUGCCUAUUCCCUUUGAACUAGGUGACACGGCACCUGCUUUCUUCAAGGAAGCUAUUCUCGAACAGGCCAGUGAUUGGACACAGCAUAAACCGCUUAUCAAUACGCAAAAGGCGAGUCGCGAUGGCCUGGGCAAACAGGCGUUCCGUCGAAGUUUAGCAAAGGAGAUGCCGUAUUUCCAUGUUUGGUUUGAGCUGGAUGGCGGAUUGGGGCAUAUUGUCGAGGACGAGAGGGCUUGGCCGAGAGGCGACUUGUUUGCUAGGGAGGUGUUGGGCGGCAUGCUGGAUGUAGAUGUCGAGGUUGUUAAGAGGCAAGGGAAAUGGGUCAAAGGGGAUAGGAGGGUGGAAGGGUGGAGGAAGGGAUGGAGGAAGUUUGAUUGGACAAGGGUACUUACUGAGAGUCAGUGA